GCCUUCUAAAGGCCAAGCGCGCAUGCGCCCGCCUUUCCGCGCGGAGUGGGGAAAGCGGGACGGUUGAGCGGCUCCAGUCCGAGGGUUUGGCCCCGAUCCCCGGCGGCGUCGUGGUCGUGGUCGAGCCCCGCCUGCCGCCUGUAUGGACGGGAGGCGGGUGGCGCCGUCCCCAAGCAAAGCUCCUUUAAAAAAAAAAAAAGCCCUAAAUUAUCUUCCCACGCGUUCCUGUGGUUAAGAUCGUAGGGAAGCCCUCAUUAUACCCAUGGCUGAGAAGCAUCCAGGCAACAGCUUUUCUCCAGAGAGAAGACCAGUCUUGAUGUCAUCAAGUUCCUCUUCUACUGAGCUGUCCACCACUGGAUCUUCUGACCUGCAACCCUUUUCUCCGGGCCGUGCAUUGUCAUCGAACAGCCUUUCCUCCUACACGGUGCCCGUGCGUCUAGAUGUCCUUUACUUUUUGCUCAACAGUGCUGCCAAGGGGGCCCAGAAUGCCCUGCCUUCACUGCCUGUCCACGGGGGACAAGUAUCUUUGUCCACAUGCCAUGCUCCAGCUGCUCUUCAGGCACGGCCAAGCUGCUGCAACUGCUGCCACGCCAUCAGCCAUGAGGUGCCAGGUUGUGUGAGCACCCAACAUCAAACUGGGUCCUGCCAUUUUGGACCAGCCCAGGCAAGUUACAGUGGACAAGGAGGAUUGAACGCUGGAGUCCCAGGAAGACAGAAUGAUGGAAAUCGUUGGCUCCAGACCAACCAACAAAGCAAUGGGAAAAGCUGGUCUGGCUGGAACAGAGAUCAGUCCAUGACGGGCUGGAAGGAGAAUCCACGAAGGGGAGGAGGAGGAGGAGGAGGACAAGGACAUGGCAGUGGAAACAGCUGGCCAGGGAGGCAGAAUAACAGUGGAAGAUCUUGGGGGGACAGAAGACAAGACACGGCAGAUUCUGUUCCUUGGAGGUCAGGAUCACAGGUUUGGAGGAGAGAAGGGUCGCCCUUUGGCUCAAACACACAAAAAGGCAGCAGUCAAAGGAACCAAGAGGGGAUCCGUCGCCAGAUGGUGUGGGACAUCCCAGAAGCCAAACGACGUUCGGACGGUGCUGAAAAGGGAUGGCAGAAAAGCCAAGGGAAGCAAGAGCCAGUGUUGGGUAAGAGAGCAGAUGCUGGUCCAGCCAAACAAGUGGCUCAGGACAGUGGAGAAGACUGGGAUGUGGAUUACGAGAGCAAACCAGCAGCCUCUGCUACUGCUCCAGGGAGUGCUUCCCAGCAAACGGGCACUUCCAAAGAAUGCAAAAAUUCGAGGGAUGAAUGUACUUCAUCCACAGAGCCACCUAAGUUGGGGCCGUUGAGGUCUCCUCCUCCUCCUCUUCCAUCCCCUCCUCCUCCACCACCACCACCACCACCACCUCCACCUCCUGCUCCAGAAAUGGCCUUCAAAGACCAAGGAUCUGCGGCUGCAGAACCAGAACCUGGUGGGUCUCACACGGAGAAGGCCAAGAAUAGUGGGUUUCUUGCCUACUUCAAUAACCUCUAUUCUGACCGGCAAGGGAAAUCCAGUUCCGAAGGCUCCACAGACCUGACCAUUGACACAGAUGUGGAGUCAUCCAAGCCCAGUGAGGAAGAGCAGUCACCCAAGAGUGGGGUCGAAGCUGUCUAAGUAGCUCAUGGAUAGAACGGUACCAUCAUACAGUACUUCCUUUUAACUGGGUUGCAGCUGUAUCUGCCAUCUUGCCUGUGGCGUGACGAAAAUGUUGGUUGUGUUUGAAAGAGAAGAAAAGAGUUCUACGAAGCCUCCGUUGGUUCCAGAUAGUUGAUGUUGAAGUUGGCCUCUUGGGGCUGUUAAUUUUAGCGGAAGUCUUUCCCUUGAUAAAGAUGGG
Pogona vitticeps (central bearded dragon) is the source of this 1862-nucleotide messenger RNA. Lineage: Eukaryota; Metazoa; Chordata; Lepidosauria; Squamata; Agamidae. The record is from RefSeq and is a predicted model, not a curated record.